This is a messenger RNA of Austrofundulus limnaeus, 678 nucleotides long. RefSeq names its product transcription initiation factor TFIID subunit 8. Gene Ontology annotation, cellular component: transcription factor TFIID complex. Gene Ontology annotation, biological process: transcription initiation at RNA polymerase II promoter. NCBI's taxonomy places the organism in Eukaryota, Metazoa, Chordata, Actinopteri, Cyprinodontiformes, Rivulidae. Gene Ontology annotation, molecular function: protein heterodimerization activity. The record is from RefSeq and is a predicted model, not a curated record.
GGAUGUUUUUUUUAACUUCCGCCCAGAGACCGGAAAUGACAUCCCUGACUCACUCACCGUGUUUACUGUUGAAUGCUAACCACUGUGAGGAAAAGGAAAAUGAAUGUUUGAUGUAAUUAAUACAAGUAGAGCAGUAAAAUAAUCGCAGAUGGCGGACUCUGCGGUGAUGGCGGGAGGACCGCUGAACGCAGGCGGGCGCGGCUGUAAAGCAGCCUCCGGCCCCGCAGACAACUACCAGCUGGCCCGCCGCCGCACCCUGCAGGUGGUGGCCAGCGCCCUGCUCACUGAGAGCGGCUUCGACAGCGCGGAGAAGGCCGCUGUGGAGACCCUGACCGAGAUGCUGCAGAGCUGUGGACACACUGCCGGUGUACGCCAAACGCUCACAGAGGAUGGUCAUCACUGCUCCUCCGGUGACAAACGCCCCGGCUCCACCCAAGUCCCUGUCAGCGGGGCAGAAACGGAUCCACCCUCCCCACAUUCCCAGUCACUUCCCUGAGUUCCCAGACCCUCACACCUACAUCAAAACCCCUACGUUCAGAGAGCCGGUGUCAGAUUACCAGGUGGUCAGAGAGAAAGCAGCCACCCAGAGGAGAGACGUGGAGCGGGCUCUCACUCGCUUCAUGGCCAAGACCGGAGAGACUCAAAGUCUCUUCAAAGACGACGUCACCGAUUUCCCAU